AGAGGGUCCUUUGUGCAGCUCCAUGGCCUGUUUAUCCAUGGAGUUUUAUCUCCAGAGGAACCCACUCACCUGCCAUUCCUGUUGAAGCCAGGUAGAGCAUGCAGUGGGCUCCAUUUGGGGAGAGGAGCUGAGAUUGCUUGAUGGAGCUUUGUUCAAACCAGGACCUGCUGAUCGAAAGCCAGAAGCUGCCACUGAGAGCCUGCUUGGGCUUUGACCAAGCAGGGAGCCACAGAGGCUGUUGGUGGCUUCACUGGAGCCAGGGCAGAGGCUGCUGCUGUGCCCAGAACUGACUGAGGAGGGCCUCCAGUGAAGGCAAUAAUCUGUCUAUGACCUCCUCCCAAAGGAGUUACAGUUACCACCUUCCAGAGAAACAUCUGUAGCAUCCAUGAGCCAAACAAGUGGUGGUGAGGCAGGUUCGCCUCCUCCAGCUGUAGUUGCUGCUGGAUUUGCCUCUGAAGCAGGGAGUGUCUGCAUUAAAAAUGACCUGUAGUUCUCUGCUUCAUAGAUGCGUCUUCAGCUCCCUCUUCCUCCAUGGGCGGUGCUUGCAGCUCCUUUGCCACCUCUUCUAGUCCUACCAUUUACUCUACCUCAGUCACCGACAGCAAGGCUAUGCAAGUGGAGAGCUGCUCCUCAGCCGUGGGGAGCAUCAGAAAACCAGAAAGGAGCCGGAGGGAAGAAGAGCCCGAUGUUGUCCGGUCAGUAUCCUACUAAAAGUGAAGGCAAGGAGCUGAAGAUUGUGGUACAGCCGGAGACCCAGCACAGAGCUCGGUACUUGACUGAGGGCAGCCGAGGCUCAGUGAAAGACCGGACACAACAAGGUUUUCCAACUGUAAAGCUGGAAGGUCACAAUGAGCCAGUGGUUCUGCAAGUGUUUGUGGGUAAUGACUCUGGUCGAGUGAAGCCACAUGGGUUCUACCAGGCCUGCAGAGUAACUGGGCGAAACACUACUCCCUGCAAAGAGGUGGACAUAGAGGGUACUACAGUUAUAGAGGUUGGCCUUGACCCUAGCAACAACAUGACGCUUGCUGUUGAUUGUGUAGGAAUACUGAAGUUGAGAAAUGCAGACGUUGAAGCUCGAAUAGGGAUCGCUGGUUCCAAGAAAAAAAGCACCCGUGCCAGAUUGGUGUUUCGUGUAAACAUCACUCAGAAAGAUGGCUCAACUUUAACGCUCCAGACACCCUCCUCUCCAAUUUUAUGCACGCAACCAGCUGGCGUGCCAGAGAUCCUCAAGAAAAGUCUGCACAGCUGUUCAGUAAAGGGGGAAGAGGAAGUCUUUCUGAUUGGCAAGAACUUUCUUAAGGGAACAAAAGUGAUCUUCCAAGAGAAUAUUUCUGAUGAAAACUCUUGGAAAGCAGAAGCUGAAAUAGACAUGGAAUUAUUUCAUCAGAAUCAUCUUAUUGUGAAGGUGCCACCAUACCAUGACCAGAAAAUAACCUCAUCUGUUUCUGUGGGGAUAUAUGUGGUGACUAAUGCUGGAAGAUCACAUGAUGUGCAGUCAUUUACAUACACUCCAGAUACAUCUGGUACUCUGAAUGUUAAUGUGAAGAAAGAAAUCUCCAGCCCAGCACAGCCUUGUUCUUUUGAAGAGGCUAUAAAAGCAGUAGCAGCCACUGGCUGUAACCUGGAUAAAGUAAAUAUUCUCCCUAGUGCCUUGAUAACUCCACUUAUGCCGACCAGUGUGAUUAAGAAUGAAGAUGUGGCUCCAAUGGAAGUUACAGCCGAAAAAAGAUCUCCCACGAUCUUCAAGGCUACAAAGGUGGUUGGACCAACUCAACAAACAUUAGAAAAUAUGUCCAGCAUAUCAGGAAAUGGAAUAUUUUCAACUGCUGCUUCUCAUUUACCUUCUGAGUGUGAAAAACAGCAGCAGAUACAGCCUAAAGUGUAUAAUCCAGAGACUCUGACUACUAUCCAAACGCAGGACAUUUCACAACCUGGUAGCUGUCCAGCUGUCUCUGCUCCCAGCCAACUGCAGAAUAGUGAUGCACUAUUGCAACAAGCGGCACAGUUCCAAACUAGAGAGUCCCAAUCCAGAGAGGUGUUACAAUCAGACAGCACUGUAGUUACUUUGUCACAGUUAACUGAGGCUUCGCAGCAACAACAGUCAACAUUAUCAGAACCAGCACAGACACUACAGCAACAAAUUUCAUCAAGUAUUUUCUCACCAGCAAACAGUGUGAGUCAGUUACAGAACACUAUACAGCAACUGCAAACUGGAAAUUUUCCAGCCAGCACUGCCAGUGGAAGCAGUGGAAAUGUUGAUUUGGUCCAGCAAGUCUUAGAAGCUGAACAGCAGUUAUCUUCUGUUUUGUUUUCUGGGUCAGAUAGUAGUGAGGAUGUUCAAGAGCAACUCAGUGCAGACAUUUUUCAGCAAGUUAGUCAAAUCCAAAACAGUGUAAAUCCUGGGAUAUUUUCCUCAUCAGAGACAGCAGUCCAUUCCAGGCAAGAGAAUCUUUUGUCUGGAAGAACUGAAAAUGUACAUCCACAGCCUGAGAACUCAUUGUCCAAACAUCAGCAGCAGCAGCAGGCAAUGGAGACUUCUGCAGCAAUGGUGAUUGGAAUGCAGCAAAGUAUGUGCCAGGCUGCAACACAGAUGCAGUCUGAUCUGUUCUCCUCAGCAGCUUCAGGAAAUGGAAACCUCCAGCAGUCCCCUGUUUACCAGCAAGCUUCCCACUUGCUAAGUGGGCUAUCAACAAGCGAAGACAUGCAGAUGCAAUGUGAGUUAUUCUCUUCAUCUUCUGGUGUUUCAGGAAAUGAAACUACUACUGCUCAGCAGCAAGUCUCGACCAAUGGCUCUACCAUGUUUCAGACAUCGAGUUCUGCAGAUGGAAAAGAAGCUUCUGGACAGAAUAAACAAAUGCAAAACAAUGUGUUUCAGACCAUGGUUCAGAUGCAACACAGUGGGGAAAGUCAGCCUCAAGUUAACCUUUUUUCAUCUACGGAAAACAUGAUGGCCGUUCAGGCAGGUGGAACUCAACAGCAGGGAGGUGGACUGUUCCAGCAAGGUGGGGAAAUAAUGUCUCUUCAGUCAGGGAGUUUCAUGCAGCAGUCCCCACAUUCACAGGCUCAACUUUUUCACACUCAGAAUCCCAUUGGUGAUUCUCAAAAUAUAUCCCAGGAAACACAAGGGUCUAUUUUUCAUAGUCCAAAUUCCAUUGUCCACAAUCAGACCACUUCUUCUUCUUCGGACCAAUUGCAGCCUCCAGUGUUCCACUCCCAGAACACAAUGGGUGUAUUGCAGAGCUCUUCUGUACCUCAAGACCAGCAAUCAGCCAAUAUGUUCCUUUCCCAGAAUUCAAUGAACAAUCCUGUAACUCAAGAAGAACAGAUGUCAUUCUUUACAACACAGAAUUCCAUUUCUUCACUUCAGACAGCCACAAACACUGAGCAGCAACCUUCUUUCCAGCAGCAGGCACAGAUACCCCACAUUCAGAACCCUAUGAUUCCCCAAGAUCAACCCCAAGCUCCGCCCACUCAGCAGGGUUUGUUUCAGCCACAAGUAUCACUAGGCUCCCUCCAAUCUAGUACAAUGCCCCAGAACCAACAAGGGGCUAUCUUCCAGUCUCAACAUUCAAUGGUUGCUAUUCAAAGUAGCCCUCCAUCCCAAGAACAGCAGCAACAGCAGCAGAACAUGAUGUUCAGUACUCAAAAUACGAGUACAGUUGCUUCUCAGAAACAGACUAUGAUUUUCAACCCAAAUCAAAAUCCAAUCACUAAUCAGGAGCAGCAGAAUCAAUCUCUCUUUCAUGCACAAUCCAAUAUGGCGCCAAUGAAUCAAGAUCAACAGCCCAUGCAGUUCCAGAGUCAAACAACAGUGACUCCACUUCAGAAUCCUGGGUCCAGCCAGCCAGAGACACAGCAGCCCACCAUGUUUCAUAACUCACCCCAGAUUCAGUUGGUUCAAGGAUCACCAGGUUCUCAAGAGCAGCAAGUCACCCUCUUCAUCUCUUCAGCUUCCAUGUCUGCCUUGCAGAAUAGCAUGAGCCAGCAAGAGCUGCAGCAGUCUCCCAUCUACUCUUCUCAGAACAAUAUGACAGGUAUUCAAGGAGCUGCUUCUCCUGCACAGCAACAAUCUUCUUUGUUUCACAAUACAACAGGAAGUGCUAUCAACCAGCUGCAGAAUUCUCCUGCUUCAUCUCAACAGACUUCAGGAAUAUUCCUAUUUGGGAUUCAAAACAACUGUGGCCAGCUCUUAACCUCUGGACCAUCUGCAUUGCCAGAUCAGCUGAUGGCUAUAAGUCAGCCAGGUCAGCCACAGAGUGAGGGGCAACCUGCAGUGACAACGCUUCUGUCCCAGCAGAUAUCUGAGAAUUCUCCACUACCUUCAUCUAUGACAACUAAUCAGUGUAUAGAGAAAAUAGAUGACUUGCUUGUGUCAUUACAAAACCACGGGAACAACAUGGCUGGCUCAUUUUAAUUGGCCAAAAAUUCUGUGAAGGAAAAGAUGAUUUCCAAGAUCCCCUCAGACCUUGUGGCUCUGGAUUAGGGUUUAUGGAGCUGAACUGUUCUGUUAAAGAAUGGCCUACUCCCAAGCAAAUGUGUAGACUUCACUCCUUUUCUAAAGAGCACAUAUGCUGCCUACUGCAGUGUCUAGCAAUUGAGGCUAUAAUGAUAGCAUUUGAGACUCCUGAAGCCAAUAAUGGCUGAAAAGCUGUGCUUUGUGUUACAGGGGGUGGAACUGAACGGUUACCACAUUCCUAGGCCCCAUUAGUCAAUGGGCUGCUAUUUUAAUUCAAAGCAUGACUGCUCAGCUAUUAUUGUUAGAAAAUAACACGUUGUCAUGUUUACUUUUUCUUUUCUUCCCUUUCUCCUUCACAACCCCUCUGUCGAGUUGGAAAGCUUGUGAAGCAGUACCAUUGUGUGCUCUACCUUGCGCUGUGAUUCAUGGCAUAGCUGUCAGUAGAGCUAAAGGACCAUUGUAAGGAUGUGUUAAUCGCAGCUGCUGGUGGUGAUGUAUAUAAUAUACAACCAGAAAAUCUGCUACAAUUCUAGGAGCAGCCAGAGAGAUGCGGGUGCUUCCCAUCUGAGGGUGUGAUUAACAGCUGUCUGUCUGUACUGAUGGUUUUAGAUAUAAACGGCAUAGAGUAAGAACUAGGUGGCUCUAUCCAAAUGAAGGGAAAAGUCACAGUAAAUUGUGUUCUAAAAUCCUACCUUCUAAAAUACCUUCAACUGAAGAGAGCCAUCUGCCUAGCUGAGCAAACAGCUUAAUGCCUCUCACUGUUUUGGCAUAGAUUAGAACUUGAACAUUAUUCCUUCUCAUGCCAGGCUGCCCUCUUUCAUUCUUCCCAUGCUCUUCCCUCCCUCCCCCUAAUUGUAUAUAGUUGGGUUUCCUAAGCAAAUACAAAGAUGCUACUGGUUUUAGAAACUGAAGUAACUCUUAGGUGUCCAAGGCACCUCUCACUGUGGUACCAAAAUGCCAAGCCAGUGGCUGCAUCUAUGGGUAUGGCUACACUUGCAGCUGUAGAGCGCUGGGAGUUACAGCUGUCUUCGUACAGCUGUGUAGGGAAAGCGCUGCAGUGUGGCCACACUGACAGCUACCAGCGCUGUUGGGAGUGGUGCAUUGUGGGCAGCUAUCCCAGCGUUCAAGUGGCUGCAACGUGCUUUUCAAAAUGGCGGGGGUGGGGUGGAGUGUGACAGGGAGCGUGGGGGAGACAGAGUGGAUUUUUGGAGCUGACACUGUUCUCAGCUCCCGGCCUUGCAAGUUCUAAGGACUGGAAGAUACACAGCAGCUACCUUCAAUCGUUUUUAAAGUUUUGACCCCUUCCCCCACCCCUCUCUUAUUCACUAAAUGCAAAUUAUGCACUCCUAAAUAGCCUUUAGACCACAUAAGCAGCUGCUCAACACGGACUCCCCUCUCUCCUCAAGCAAACAGCUGUGAACAUUCCAAAGCAAUUCCCCUGCCUCCACUCGUCGAUCGCUGGAGCAAAGAGCAGCUGUGUUUGUGUUUUAGCUAAGUAGCUCCGGGGAGCUCGGAGUUCAGCCAUUCUUCUGGUUUGUUGUGUACAGGAAUUCUGGGAUACCUCCUAAUACCCUGGAGGCCAAUAACAGCACUUUUGGUAGCCACACUUUGAUGAGCAGCGCUGCAUCACCAGCGCUGCAAUCGUUACACCCCAAGCAGACCAGGUGUACAGCCAGCGCUGCAGCCAGGGAGUUGCAGCGCUGGAUGUGCCUUGCAGGUGUGGACAGUUACUAAGUUGCAGCACUGUAAACCCACCACCAGCGCUGCAACUCUCCAGUGUAGCCAAGCUCUUUAUAUAUGAUCAGGGUUUGUGGGAGUGAGAAAAUGCUGGUUUCGUCUCCAUGCCCCAGACUUCCUGAAUCCUAGGGAAACCCUGCUUUUUCCUGUUGUUGCUGAUUUAAAGUCUUAAACUUUAUCCCAUAUGUGGGCAAACAACAUAAUUUUUCAUCCUUCUUUAAAAUAUCACUUCAAGCUGAGCUGCUGCAUCUUUGUAGCUUUCUCGGUUCAUUGCCGGUUUCAAGCAUCCUUUUUACUAGCAGUCCUCAUGAGCUGUAGCCUCUCUGGGGCCAUACAUUAAUUAAAAACAAUUUACUCAUGUUUUAUAGUAUCUAAGAAUAACCCACUCCAGGCCAUGCAGUUGUAGGGUGAGGAAUGUGGAUCCUUUUAGAUGUUCCAACUAGCCCAAGAGAAAUGUGAUGCCUCAUUACA
This is a messenger RNA of Gopherus flavomarginatus (Mexican gopher tortoise), 6664 nucleotides long. RefSeq names its product nuclear factor of activated T cells 5 (gene NFAT5). Lineage: Eukaryota; Metazoa; Chordata; Testudines; Testudinidae. The record is from RefSeq and is a predicted model, not a curated record. Gene Ontology annotation, cellular component: transcription regulator complex. The transcript has 16 exons. Gene Ontology annotation, molecular function: RNA polymerase II cis-regulatory region sequence-specific DNA binding; DNA-binding transcription factor activity, RNA polymerase II-specific; transcription factor binding. Bases 506 to 4414 code for a protein of 1302 amino acids. Gene Ontology annotation, biological process: regulation of transcription by RNA polymerase II; calcineurin-NFAT signaling cascade; cytokine production.